GAGCCGCCUAGCCUGCCGCGCCGAACCCGCCGCAGAGGCCGCAGAGCGCGGCGCCCAGCCCGCCCCUCCGCGCCAUGGCCCCGCGCGCCCGGCGGCGCCGCCCGCUGUCCUCGCUGCUGGCGCUCUGCGCGCUGCUCGGGCCCCUGCAGGUGACUUUACAGAUCACCCCUCCGUGUGCCAGCGAGAGGCACUAUGAGCAUUUUGGACGGUGCUGUAACAAAUGUGAGCCAGGGACGUACAUGUCUGCCAAGUGCACUACUACCUCGGAAAGUGUGUGUCUGCCCUGCGGCAGGGAUGAAUACCUGGACAGCUGGAAUGAAGAAGACAAGUGCUUGCUGCAUAAAGUUUGCGAUACAGGCAAGGCCCUGGUGGCGGUGGAGCCCGGCAACCGGACAGCCCCACGGCGCUGCGCCUGCAUGGCCGGCUACCACUGGAGCGAGGACUGUGACUGCUGCCGCCGCAACGCCGAGUGCGCGCCCGGCUUAGGCGCCCGGCACCCGGUGCAGCUCAACAAAGACACGGUGUGCGAGCCCUGCCUUGUAGGCUAUUUCUCCGAUGCCUUUUCUUCCACAGAAAAAUGCAAACCCUGGACCAACUGUACCAGUCUUGGGCAGAUGGAAGCACGUCACGGGACCGAUAAGUCGGACGUGGUCUGUAGUUAUUCUCUGCUGUCUACAGAACUACCCAAUGAGCCCCAGAUUUUCUUGCCCAGUUUGAUCAUCCUGCUUCUCUUCGUAUCUGUGGCAUUAGUCGCUGUUGUCUUCUCUGCUGUUUACUACCGGAAACAAGGGAAAGCACUAACAGCUAAUUUGUGGCGCUGGGUCAAUGAGACAUGCGGCCGCCUAAGUGGAAAUAAGCAGGAACCCUCAGGAAACAAUUUUAGCCGCACUCCCAUGGAAGCCUCGAGCCAGCGGGAACUUUGCGACGGGGUCCUACUGCUGACCCUGGAAGAGAAGAUGUUUUCGGAAGACCUGUGCUGGCCGGAAGGAGCCGGGGUCUGCAGGGGCGCGUGUGCAGGCUGUCCCCAGGCAGAAGACACCAGGAUGCUCACCUUGGUCAGCGAGAUGGAGGGCGACUCCUUCAAGCAGAUUCCCAUGGAAGACGAGUAUGUGGACCGGCCUCCCCAGACCCCAGCCUCCUUACUGGGCCUCACUGGGCCGGGAAGCAGAUCCACACCCCCUUUCCCGGAGCCCCUGGAGGUGGGGGAGGAUGACAGUUUAAGCCAGGCCUUCACCGGAACAGAGAGCCUGCCCGAUUCCAAAAGCUGCAAUUUGGCCGAGCCCCCAUGCAGGACCGAUUGGAUUCCCAUGUCCUCCGAAAAGUACUUGCAGAAAGAAGUGGAGGGCGGCAACUGUCCCCACUGGGCGGCCUCCACCUCGGCAGAUGGCUGCGCAGGCUGCGGGAACCCUUCUGGGGAGGACCGGGAGCCCUUUCUGGGUUCCCCAAAAAGUGGACCCUUGCCCCAAUGCGCCUACAGCAUGGGCCUUCCGCCUGAAGAAGCAGCUGAAGAGGCGGAGGCCGGAGGCCAGCCCUGGGAUGAGGCUGAUGCGCGGCCUCCCAGCUCCAGCAGGGGAGGCCCUGGGUCUGGAAGCCCCUCCAGUGAGCAGCCGCCUGCAUCUGGAAAUGUGACUGGAAACAGUAACUCCACGUUUAUUUCCAGCGGGCAGGUGAUGAAUUUCAAGGGGGACAUCAUCGUGGUCUACGUCAGUCAGAACUCCCAGGAGGGCCCGGCGGGGCCAGGCGGUGGCGCUGGGGAGCCGGUGGGUCACCCGGUGCAGGAGGAGAGCCCGCCGUGCUGCGACUCGUUCGCGGGCCUCGGGCCGCGCUUCCCGGACACGUGCAGGGCCCCCGAGCCCGACAAGGCUUCGCGGCCGGUGCAGGAGCAGGGAGAGGCCGAGGCCCGCGCGCCCGGGGCGCAGCGCUGAGCGCCCGCUACCCGCUGUGGCUCUCGGCGCUCCUCGGAUCGGGGAUGCCGCCGGAUCAGCCGCGACUUCCCGGCCGUCAGCCCACCCUCCGCAGCCCACCCUCUGGCCAUCAGCACCACAGGGACCUCGUACCUACCUGGAGGUGCGGGCGGUGUGGGCCACGAGCACCUGCACCUGGGCUGGGCGGGGCGGGGGCCGAGGGCGGGGCACGGCCCGGGAUCGGCCUGCACGCUGCUCCAUGCGGUACAUCUGCGUCCAGUUACCUGACAUUCUCCACCCACCUUGCUAUUCGUUGAAUCGGGGCUUUUUAAAAACGCAAAUGUGUUUUCACCAUACAUACCAGCUGAUGACUCAGGUACACGUUGCUCUAAUUCGGUUGCUCCACUUUUUACGGUUUUCCUCUCUCCCUCCUCCCUCCCAAUACCCGUUAUCAUUUCGUCAGUAGUCUGUCUCUCUAUGACAUGUUUUUAUGGCGGUCCUGUUGUAUUGGAUCUGGGCUUUUCCCCUCUUGUAUUUGUAUUUCACUUAAUCUCAUAACAUUUUUCUUGAUAGCCCCCACCUCCACCCCCCCACAUACUUUUUUUUUUUUUUUUUUUUUUUUUACUAUUUAAGGAUUUUUCUUGAAUUCUCCCAAGGGUGAUGGUCUUUAUGUAUUAUCUGUUGCGCCCCUUCUCACAAGUACCUACCUGUGUUUCGGAAAUGCCUGGGGUGAGGGUUGGGGAGGUGGGGGGAGUGUUGGGGUCUGUACUAAGCACUUUUGGGAAAAGGUUAGAAAUGUGAAGCCUGAAGGGAGGCUCAGGGAACAAGUGGAGGGACUUUUCGUUUUUGAGAACAUUUCUGAAUUCCCGUUUUUCUAAAAGAGGGAAAAGGGGAAACUCCUUUUCUCCUCUGAAUGUUUUUAUGUUUUGUCCAUCGUUAGGCAGAGCUGAGUUGUAGUGUGCAUCCUCCUCCCCUGCACCCUCCCCACAUGUUCAUCCCCGGGGGGAGUUUAUUUGCCCCUUCCAGCAGAGGCAGCCAGGUCCUGCUGUAAAUCCCUAAAAAUGCGGGCUGCUGCAGCUUUGCAUUCUUAUUCUUGACGUGGAACUGAA
Myotis daubentonii (Daubenton's bat) is the source of this 3013-nucleotide messenger RNA. RefSeq names its product TNF receptor superfamily member 11a (gene TNFRSF11A). The record is from RefSeq and is a predicted model, not a curated record. Gene Ontology annotation, cellular component: external side of plasma membrane. Gene Ontology annotation, molecular function: cytokine binding; tumor necrosis factor receptor activity. Lineage: Eukaryota; Metazoa; Chordata; Mammalia; Chiroptera; Vespertilionidae. Gene Ontology annotation, biological process: lymph node development; mammary gland alveolus development; positive regulation of bone resorption.